AAAUCAACUUCCACACACACAUUCAUGCUCUUAAUUUCUUCGUGCUAAAAUCCCCAGAUCGAACCGUGGCAGCGGGAGAGGAGGGAUUCUUCCUUUUUAAGCUCAGUUUGACUGCCCUGUUCGUAUGUGAAAUUGCAGGGCCCGCAAGGCGGGUGAGAGAGACAGGGAACGCUCCCUCACUCUAAACUUCGAAGAAAUGUUUCAACCCAGCAAACAGAGAUUACCUGAUAGAAUUUGAUCUAGUGGCCUUAUAUAGUGCUGAUCUUUCGGCGGAGCAAAAUUUCAUCGCUCUGUACUUGUGUAUCCAAUGAAAGAAAGGAAAGAGCAGGGAAGAAGUUAACUUUCCUGUUUAUGUAAGACGUUGUCCGACCAUUUAUGGUUUAGUGUCUCUUCUAGUCUUUAUUUGGAUACUUGACAAAUGCUUAUUCAUUGAGAUGGAUGGACAGCCUGUUUCGUCAGCCUUGGUGCCCGUAGAUGCAAAUGAAACCUAUAUAGAUGCGCAGGGCAAUGUGCAAAGUGGUGGAUUUAUACAGGCAGGGUCCAUAAUCCGAAAUUCCCAGAAACUUCAAGAUGGUUUACAAGUGUUAGGGAUGAAAAUUAAGCAGCAUGAGGAUAACCUAAAUCUUCUGAAUACUCAGAAGACUAAACUAGACGAUUCCAUUCUUGGUUUGCAAGAUAUCUUUGAGAAAUAUAAGUCAUCGAGCAUGCCCAAGAAUUGCAAAACGGACAAUCUGCAGCCAACAAGUGAGGAGGCAAUAAAUGAGCAGAUAUUGCAACAUGAAAAAUCUGCUGCUGGUUUAUUGUGCCAUCUGAAAACUCAUCAUGGAACUCAGGCAUCUAAUCUUUCAUGGACAAAGGAUGUUGUGGGUAUUGUUGCUACCCUGGGGAAAGUUGAGGAUGAUAACCUUAGUAGGCUUUUCUCAGAGUAUCUAGGAGUAGAGACCAUGCUGGCAAUUGUCUGUAGGACUUAUGAAGGAGCUAAAGCUCUUGAAAUUUAUAACAGCGAUGGCUGCAUAGACAAGAGCUCUGGUCUUCAUGGACUAGGCGCCUCAAUUGGAAGGGCCUUGAAUGGUCGUUUUAUAGUGAUGUGUCUGGAAUCUCUCAGGCCAUAUGCUGGUAAAUUUGUACUUGAUGACCCACAGAAAAGGCUGGACAUUUUAAACCCAAGACUACCCAAUGGGGAGUGUCCAGCUGGGUUUCUCGGCUUUGCUGUAAAUAUGAUAAAUAUAGACGGCUCGAACUUAUUUUGUGUAACGCCCAGUGGAUAUGGUCUCAGAGAAACUCUGUUUCAUAAUCUUUUUUCACGUUUGCAAGUAUAUCAGACGAGGGCGGAAAUGAUGAAAGCGCUUCCUUGCAUAAGUGAUGGGGCUGUUUCUUUGGAUGGAGGAAUGAUUAGGACAAAUGGUGUAUUUUCCUUGGGCAACAGGGAAGACGUGGAUGUGAAGUUCCCCAGCCCAGUGGAGUUUGAUAGCUACAAUGAAAUUGAGAGGCAAAUGAGGGUUUUGAAAGGGGAGAAGGACAAGAUUUUGGGGGACAUGAAAAGGGAACAAAGUUUGAUGGACGCAGCGAAGUUCAGUUUCAAUAAAAAGAAGAAUGAGUUUCUGAAGUUUUUAGCAGAAAGUUCAUCAUAUGCAACUCAGGUAAAUGCCUCCGUGAUGCCUCUCAACUGAAUGUAUGAAUAGACUUAUUCUGUCUGGAAAUCGCAAUCCGUAUACUGCUUGGUCGUGUAUGAGAUGUUAUAUGUUGCAAAGGAAAAUAAAUGAAAAUGAAAUAUAAAUUUACUCAAUUUUUGAUGCUUAAAUAUUAUCAAAAUUGUGGUUGCGUUCAAACAACAUAAGUUAGUGAACUCUUUUCGAA
This is a messenger RNA of Neltuma alba, 1857 nucleotides long. Its product is annotated as protein DEFECTIVE IN MERISTEM SILENCING 3-like. Lineage: Eukaryota; Viridiplantae; Streptophyta; Magnoliopsida; Fabales; Fabaceae. Bases 435 to 1670 code for a protein of 411 amino acids. The transcript has 7 exons. The record is from RefSeq and is a predicted model, not a curated record.